Molecule: messenger RNA, 600 nt
Organism: Dunckerocampus dactyliophorus (ringed pipefish)
Lineage: Eukaryota; Metazoa; Chordata; Actinopteri; Syngnathiformes; Syngnathidae
Gene: gngt1
Product: guanine nucleotide binding protein (G protein), gamma transducing activity polypeptide 1
Exons: 3
Coding region: 73-294 (73 amino acids)
Biological process (GO): G protein-coupled receptor signaling pathway
Cellular component (GO): heterotrimeric G-protein complex
Molecular function (GO): G-protein beta-subunit binding
Source: RefSeq, a predicted model, not a curated record
AGAUUUAGGAGAGAAGAGGGAUUCUCCUGCAGGACUGCCGGGGUGAAAGAGAGCUGCCUGCGAGCCAUCACAAUGCCGGUCAUAAAUGUAGAGGACCUGACAGACAAGGACAAGGCUCUGAUGGAAGUAAACCAACUCAAAACUGAAGUGAAACUUCAGAGGUGGUUGACAUCUAAAUGCUGUGAGGAGCUCAAGGACUACAUUCAGGCCGGAGUGGAUGACGACACUCUUGUCAAAGGCAUUUCAGAGGAGAAGAACCCCUUCAAGGAGAAAGGUGGCUGUGUCCUUUGCUAGACUGAACAUGAAGAGUUCUUCAUACCUCACAUUAGCAACCAAGGACGUUCUUCACGCUCUCUUAAAAUGGACUUGAAGACUAGAAGUACAUAACAAAGAACAAAUAAUUGUCCAAACUGCACAUGUAAACUAUGUUCCCCAUCUUCUAGCCAGAUUUGGACCCUUUUAAUUGUGUUAAAAUGUGUUUUUGCAAGGGUUGUAUUUAUUGCUUUCUCUCUCACGUGGUGUAACCAGAAAGGAAAACUAUCCCACAGGUGUUUCAGUCACACAAACGUCACCUAAUUAAAUGUGCUUGUUUAUAACUCA